Molecule: messenger RNA, 3549 nt
Organism: Dunckerocampus dactyliophorus (ringed pipefish)
Lineage: Eukaryota; Metazoa; Chordata; Actinopteri; Syngnathiformes; Syngnathidae
Gene: nudt5
Product: nudix (nucleoside diphosphate linked moiety X)-type motif 5
Exons: 8
Coding region: 257-751 (164 amino acids)
Biological process (GO): nucleoside phosphate metabolic process; ribose phosphate metabolic process
Cellular component (GO): nucleus
Molecular function (GO): ADP-ribose diphosphatase activity
Source: RefSeq, a predicted model, not a curated record
GCAGAUCGUUUAUUUUUAAGAGGGUUACUACAGUGUUACAGCUAUCAUUCUGAACAGACGCAAAUUUUUUUUUUCUAAAUCAAAUCAUAUAACAUGUGCAAGUAAGCCAUGUCGAUUAUUUUACCUGAUUAAAGGCUACAGAAUUUUAAAUUUUGGCUACGAUAUCGGUACCCAAAAGUACUAACACAGUGAGCACUCGUAUCUUGACUUUUAUCUUCAGCCAAGCUUCGACCAGGUUUGCUCUUCACAAAAUAAAAUGAAUCACACAGAGGACCCCAAAGUUACGAGCGUGCCACACAUCGUGAAAGAGGAGCUCCUGGCGUCGGGGAGAUGGGUGAAGCUGGAGAAGACGACGUAUGUAGAUCCCGCAGGAAACACAAGGAUCUGGGAGACGGUGAAGAGGACUACGAGGCAAACCAACACAGAUGCAGAUGGUGUGGGCAUCAUCGCGCUGCUCAAAAGGACACUGCACAAAGAUUGUGUGGUGAUGGUGAAGCAGUUUCGGCCUCCUCUUGGAUGCUUCAGCCUGGAGUUUCCUGCAGGAUUGAUCGACGAGGGUGAGAGCGCAGAGGCGGCUGCGUUGAGGGAGCUGAAGGAAGAAACGGGCUACAAAGGCGAAGUAGUCGGAGUCACACCAGUGACUUGUCUGGAUCCCGGCCUCUCCAACUGCACCACGCAGAUUGUCAGGGUCAACAUCAAUGGAGAUGAAAUGGAGAAUAUAAACCCAACACAACAGCUGGGUGAGGAGUAGCAAUUUUCCACACACAUACAUUUUCAACACAGACUAAAUAUUGUUGUUUGUUUCUUAAAAUGGACUCUAAAACUAACUUUUAAUUCAUCUGAAUACAACCUAUACUCUGGAGGUUCAAAAGUGGUAGGUGCACGAGAAGCCACAAUCCUUGGCUAGCUUUUUAGCAUGGUGAAAAAAAAAGCAAAUAAUGGACACACCCAUAAAAAGGCCUACUUUUGACACUAGUCCAUGGGUGUCCAACCUUUUUCCAGUGAGGGUUGCAUACAGAAAGGGAUGCAGGGGCAACUUUUGAUACAUUUUGUGCAUUAAAGAUGCUAAAACCAAUCCAUUGUAGGUCAAUACAUGCUAAGCUAUCUGAAUCUUGGCAAAAGAGUGUAAUAUCUAAUAAUACUGCUCAUUACUUAUGAAUUACAGUGGUACCUCGGUUAAUGUCUACCCCGGUUAGUGCAUUUUUGUUUAACAACCAAAAUUUCUGCUAAAAUUUUGCCAUGGCUUGCGUUCGCCCAAUUGUUUAGCGUUCAAAAUACCGUCUAGUUUGUUUCCGACGCCAUCUUCGAUCAUGCGCAUAAGACAAAAUCUCACAAUACUUGAAUGUGAUUGUGCAGUGCCUUGUGCGCCGCGGCCGCCAUUUUAGGACAACAACGUUUGUAUCACAGUUGUAGAGCGAUACACAAUGUGACAAAUACAUGGAAUGCACAAAAGAGAAAGGCGGUGGACGACGGCUUAAAGAGAAGAUGUCGUCAUUUCAGAGGUAUGUAAAUGUGACGGCGAGUCUCUGUCAUCGGCUGCGCUGCACACAGAUACAUGCAUACACAGCAUUCCGUGUAACAGUCUUAUUAACCCGGCAGCUCAUUUCUCAUUUCUGCUUCCAACAACCAAACAUAAGCAUUCAAACCUAUUGUAGCAUGUUCACGGCAUCCACAGUCAAACAUCGCACACGUCACCAGACAUAAGGUAUCCUCGCCAGUGCAUUUCUGCGACAUCACCACCGCCAGCGGUUGUUUUUUUUCCAUUUUCAAGGUACAUGUUUAUUGGUCCUAGAAUGUUGAUAUUUAGUUUGAUAUCAUUUUUAGAUUUUUGAAAAUUGUGUUUGCAGCAGUAGUUUUUUUUAUUUUGUUAAUUGAUGUUUUUGUGGGUUUUUCCAGCAAAACGAGGUAAAAGAGAGCACCAUCUGCUGUAUUCAUAGUGGCAGCACACUUUUUUGCUCUGCAGAUGGCGCCAUCAAACCACUUUCUAUUUAAAGGAAAGCUGCACUUUUUUGGGGAAAAUUUGACCAUCAUCCACAAUCCUUAUCUGAGACAUGAGCACACAUGACUUUCUCUUUUGUCUUUGUGUAUUCUAAAUAUAUAAAAGCAGCUAAAAAGACGCAAGUGAGAAUGCACGUGAUAGGAAAAAGACGCAGCUCAGAAUGCACUUAAUGGGAAGCAUCUGUCAAGCUUUCUGGGAAAAAAAAACUCAACAGCCAACAAAGCCCCAUUUACAUAUAAUGUGACAUUGUUAAUAUUAUUGUUAUUGACAUUGUUACGCCGAAGAACCACAUUACGGGCAUAGUGACACCUUGCCACACCACACCGGCUAGCGACUAGCUUCACCACACACUAGCUCAGAGAUCUGCGCUCACAGUGCUUCAGGCCACUACCGGAAGGUAACGCUACUGCCCCCACUGCUGCUGUAUGUUUGUUUUUGAGUUGGGGAAAGUUAAUUCGAGGUGUGGCGUCGGUUUUUAUGUUGAUAUGUGAAAUCAAUGCACCCAGGAAGGAAGUUCCGGUAAUGCUUAAAAUGACCUGUAUCUCUAUUAAAUCACUGAAGUGUAAGAAUAAGCUGUAUAGAAUUUGUCCCAGGUCACUGAACUCACCAUUUCUCUUGUGCUCCUCUGCAGGUGACGGAGGUAAGUUGUCUCAUGUUUUUUCAGAACACAAAUACUCUCGGUGAGUGAAACAGAUAAACCAUAGCCUGUUUGUUCUUUUCCCAGAAUUUGUGGAUGUUGUCCUUUUACCUCUUGACGAAUUCCAGAUGAAAAUAGAUGAGCUGCUGAAGAAAGAAAAAAUAGUAGUGGAUGCCAAGGUUUACAUUUUCGCCAUGGGGAUGGUACAGGCUUUUUGUAAGCCAAGGGAGCUCCCCGUGUUGAAGCAGUGAAACCAACAUAGAAACGCUUACUAUACAAUUGUUACAGAGGGUUCGUACACAGGACUAAACACCUAACACCAUUUUUAAUUGCUUGUGAUGUGACGUUCAAGUACAAAAAAUCCCAAAACUAUUGGUUUGGGUGCAACAUUUUAAGAAUUGUUUGGACUCUGCAUCGCAAGGCAUGAAUGUCUUAAUUUCACCUAACAUAGGAAUAGAGGUAAAUGUUCCAUAUCUUUACACCAGGGACACAGAGUUUCAGGGUUUUUACGACACGUGUUAUACAAUGUAUUUUGUGGUUGUAAUACAUUCCUUACCUUGCUAACAUUCUGUUAUUUAGUAAAACAUCCACCUCAAACACUUAACAUCAUAUUGCUGAAAGCCCUUUAAAGUUGGGCUUUGUGGUUCUUUUGCCAAGUGUCAACUGUGCACAAUUAUUUUAAACAUUAAUACCUGUUCGUUCCUUAGGGUUAGUAAACUUUAGAUGAUCUAUUAAUGCGUAAAUGACACUGGUGCUCUCCUUCAAUCCUACUUUAAGAUGCAACAGAGAAAGUAUGGAAGUUGGUGGUAAAUAAUCCAUGCUGGGCCUCCAACCUUGGUUUGAGGCCUUCAUAUCGUUGAUGCUGUAGUUACGGAACGCCUAGGUGACUAAUUAAUAAAUAUGUUACUACCUA